AUGUCUGCGACUACAGUGAGUCAUUCAUUAGCAACGGGGCUGUCUGCUUACACCAUGAGCUGAUGUUUUCACCACAGCCUGAAUUCAACUCCUCGGAGCCAUGGGGCGGGAAUCCGCUCGAGGUGGAUGUGAACGCGCAGUUUGCGGGUUUUGAAUACCACUAUGUCUACCUGAUAGUCUGUGGUUUCCUCGUCUGGCUUAUUAUUCCUGGAAUUGGUCUGCUUUACGGCGGUUUGGCUCGUCGCAAGAGUAGUCUGUCUUUGCUAUUUCAGAGCUUGAUGGUGGUGGCGGUUACGACAUUUCAAUGGAUGUUCUGGGUAUGUGGGCCUCGACAGACAUGCAUGCUUUGUUGCUAAUAGCUGGAAGGGCUACUCACUUGCCUACUCGCGAACUGCGAACGCAUUCAUCGGUGACCUGGCAAAUUUUGGUCUUAAAGGAGUCCGCGCUGCACCAUCCCCUGGAUCCGCCGUUAUCCCUGAGAUUGUCUUCUGUCUGUACCAGCUGCUCUUCUGCGCGUGUACGGUCCAGAUUGUCAUCGGCGGCAGUUUUGAGCGCGGUAGGAUCCUACCUUCGCUGGUUUUCAGCUUCUUCUGGGCAACCAUCGUCUACUGCCCCAUCGCUUGCUGGACUUGGAACAGCAACGGAUGGCUCUACAAACUCCCUUCGCUCGACUUUGCAGGAGGCGGUCCAGUCCACAUCGCAUCUGGUUGGGCCGGUCUCGCAUAUGCGCUGAUUCUCGGAAAGAGAAAGCACGCGGGUGAGACGACGCACAAGAAAGCUCACAAUACUACUCUUGUCUUCUUGGGCACCAUUUUGAUCUGGUUUGGAUGGUUCGGCUUCAACGGCGGCUCGGCGCUUAAUGCAAGCAUUCGAGCAAUGUACGCCGCUUUCAACACCAAUGUUGCUGCGUCCACUGGCACCAUUGGCUGGGUCAUGGUCGACUACAUCAGGACAGGGGGCAAGUUCAGCGUGGUUGGUGCUUGCGAAGGCGCCAUUGCCGGACUUGUUGGUAUUACUCCAGCUGCAGGUUAUGUUAGCUACUGGCUGGCCGCUGUCAUCGGAUUCUUGACAGCGGCAGUAUGCGCCAGUCUGCAGAACCUCAAUGAGUGGCUUCGCAUCGACGAAGGUGAGUUGAAUGAUCCAGAUGCUCACACACGCCGCUCUUCCUGAAUAGUUUGCUGACAACUUCAGGUCUGGAGGUGUUCAAGUUGCACGGUAUUGGUGGUAUGGUAGGAUCCUUCCUCACGGGCAUCUUCGCCGACCACGCCAUCUCAAUGCUCGACGGGGCGACGGACGCGCCAGGUGGAAUCAACGGCAACGGCGUUCAAGUCGGCAAGCAGUUCGCUGAGAUCACCGCCAUCAGCUCAUACAGCUUUGUGGUAACCUGCAUCCUGCUCAUCAUCCUGAAGUACAUCCCGAAGAUGCACCUGCGGGUGAGCGAAGAGGCAGAGAUGAUGGGAUUGGACAUCGACCAAUUCUUCGACGAGCAGAUUGGCGAUUGGUCGUUUUUUGAAACAUAUGCGAACGUCACGCAUGGUGUUCCGCGCGAGUCGCCUGUCAGCAGCGCCGUGAGCACAGCAGAGCCAAACCAGCCAAAGGCGGAGAGACAGGACUAA
Lecanosticta acicola is the source of this 1616-nucleotide messenger RNA. NCBI's taxonomy places the organism in Eukaryota, Fungi, Ascomycota, Dothideomycetes, Mycosphaerellales, Mycosphaerellaceae. The record is from the annotation of a GenBank genome assembly.